Messenger RNA from Saccostrea echinata, 1864 nucleotides. RefSeq lists its product as uncharacterized. The coding region runs from base 69 to 1493 and encodes 474 amino acids. The record is from RefSeq and is a predicted model, not a curated record. Lineage: Eukaryota; Metazoa; Mollusca; Bivalvia; Ostreida; Ostreidae. The transcript is spliced from 8 exons.
ACGUGCAAUUCGUGACAUCCGGUGUUGUGCAAAACGAUUGGAAGAAUAUUGACAGAUGUUAAAAGAAAAUGGCCUCUAAUGAACCUGAGCCAUUGACUGAGAGAACUCAGAAAAGGAAAGCAAGUGAUACUGAAGAGGAUGAAAAAGCAAGUUCUGACAAUGAAACACCAAGCUCCAGUAAGGCAAUCUUACAUCAGAGAAAGAGAAGUGCGCCAUCAUCACUUGAAUCAGAUUAUACUUCUUGGAGUGAGUCUGGAGACGAAGCAAAUUCAAGUUCUUGGAGUGAGUCUGGAGACGAAGCAGAUUCAAGUUGCUUAAAGAGUCCACUUUCAGGAAAGGAAAGAGGAAAUGAUUCAGCAAGUCAAUGGACAUAUAAAGAUCUAAUGCACUUAAAUAUCUUUUAUGAGGAGAAACCAGAACCCUUAGAAAAAUUUCUCAUAGAAGUAAAAGAUGCUUUCAUGAAUGAGAAAGGCUUUUGUCCUGAUCCCAGCAAAAUUACCAGCUCUUUCAAGAAACAACUUGAAGAAAUAUUGACAUUUUCAUAUGAUUUGAAAAAAAUUAGAAAAAUUUUAAGAGUGCCGCAUAAAACUAUGGAGGCACAGAAAGUAGAAGAGGAGAUUAAGAAAAGUAUACAAAAGACAUGGGAAAUGCCAGAAAAAGUCUUAUUUGAUAAGCAAACAUUGGAAUCACCUGUGGGAAAAUUUGCAGAGAUGUAUGCUGUACAGUUGAAUUCAGCUUUGAUGACAUUUGCACGGGAGACUGAUCAUCUGAUAAAUUUAGUAUUAUAUGAAGAGCCAGAGUCAAUGUAUCCUUCACAGACAUGUGAAACUGACAAAAUGUCUGCUUCAAAAGAAGAGCAGAAAGGGAGAGGAAGAGGAAAAAGGAGAAGAGGAAGAGCUGGAGGAGGAAAAGAGGGGCCACAGGAUCAUCAAGAGGAUUCAAAGUGUGGGCAAACCACUGAAAGCAUAUUCGAGAACUUCUGUAAAUUCUUUGGAAAUGUGUUUUUUUUACAAGAAGGUUAUAUACCUCAGAGAUCCUUUUCUUUUCAAAAUAAAAAGUUGAAGAACGUGCCUAACCUGGUCUAUCAUUUCUAUUCUGGAAAGAAGGAUCAAGCAAAGGACAUUGUGUUAUUUGUAGAGGUAAAGAAAGCCCCUGUAACUGAAGAUGCAACCGAUAUAAGACAGCUAGUAGGACAAAAUGUUAUGGGACAAUUUGGAGCAGAGCUUCUUGGACAGUCACUACAUUCAGUAUUUUAUCCCAAUUCUCUUGGAAUUCUUUGUAUGGAAACAAAAUUAAUUUUUGCAUUCCUGAAAAUAUCAGAUGAGCAUGCUACCGGCAUAUGUUUGGGAGAUAGAGGAACAGCAGAUGAUCAAGGGAAGGUUAUUUACACCGAGCCAUUUGACAUGUUGAAAGCAGAGGACAGAUUGAAAAUUGCAGACUUCCUGUUCUGGUUAGGUAUUGUUCAAGAUUCCAAUAAAUUUAGCUUUUUCUGAAAUGCAAAUGGGGAUAUAUUUUGUGGACCCACUUACGUUCAUCCAUUGGUUAUCUGAUCAUAUUAAUUGUACGUAAGAUGGUAUACAUAUUACAUUAUGAACAUUUAUUUAAGUAGGGAUGAGACUGAAUUCAUAAAACAAAUGCUAUAUAUAAGCAUUUCCCAUGAACAAUUAUAAUUAGAUGUAUCAAAAACAUGUAUCAAACAACAUGUAAACUUAUAUUUUUCAUUAUGGAAAAUUUCAAUACAGUAUACUUGUGUACAAGAAAAAAUUGUGCAGUUUGAUUUAUUAAAGGUUAAUGUAUCUGGCACUGAAGCCACACUUCUCUAACAUCAUUGGAGAUGUUUACAAAUUAAAAUAAUGUCAGAGUU